UUCAGCGAGAAGAGGACUGGGAGCGCAGGCGGAGAAGCGACACUCAGGAUCAGAGCAGCAGAGCUGGUGGACGCCUCCGAUCAUCUCGGCUCAUCCUUUACACACAAAAAAAAAAAACUCGUUUAUUUUCACACACGUAGGGUUGUAUGCGAGUUCAGAUAAACCUAGUGUAGUGGUGUUGUCUGAGGAUUGGCCUCAUUCUAGACCAGAAUUAUCGGGAAUAACCAAAAAGGAGUUGUUGCACUCCCCCCGGGCGCAAAGGCUUGCAUCGUGGCUCUUUCAGAAGUGGCAUGUUCGAGGGAUACUGCGGACGCAAUUGAACUCCUGCUUUCACCCAAAGAGGAUUCAAUGAAAAUGUCCGUGUGCGUCCAUGAGAACCGGAAAUCAAGAGCCAGCACUGGCUCUAUGAACAUCUACCUGUUCCACAAGUCCUCCUAUGCUGACAGUGUGCUUAUGCACCUCAACUCACUGAGGCAGCAACGGCUUUUCACAGAUGUCCUGCUUCAUGCCGGUAGCCGCUCCUUCCCCUGCCAUCGUGCCGUGCUGGCAGCCUGCAGCCGCUACUUUGAGGCCAUGUUCAGCGGUGGGCUGAGGGAGAGUCAGGCCAGCGAGGUUGACUUCCGUGACUCCAUCCACCCGGAGGUUUUGGAGCUCCUGCUGGAUUAUGCAUACUCAUCACGUGUGGUCAUCAAUGAGGAGAAUGCAGAGUCACUAUUAGAGGCUGGGGACAUGCUAGAGUUUCAGGACAUCCGGGAUGCCUGUGCUGAAUUCCUAGAGCGAAACCUUCACCCUUCUAACUGCCUUGGCAUGUUGUUGCUGUCUGACGCCCACCAGUGCACCAAGCUGUCAGAGCUCUCCUGGGGCAUGUGCCUCAGCAACUUCCCCGCUAUCUGCAAGACAGAGGACUUCCUCCAACUGCCCAAAGAUAUGGUGGUGCAGCUUUUGUCACAUGAGGAGCUAGAGACAGAAGAUGAGAGACUGGUUUAUGAAGCUGCCCUCAACUGGAUCAACUAUGACUUGGAAAAGAGACACUGUCACCUGCCAGAGCUCCUGAGAACGGUCCGUCUGGCCUUGCUGCCUGCCAUCUUUCUCAUGGAGAACGUAUCUACGGAAGAGCUGAUCAAUGCCCAGGCCAAGAGCAAGGAGCUGGUGGAUGAAGCUAUCCGCUGUAAGCUGAAGAUCCUGCAGAAUGAUGGUGUUGUUAACAGCCCAUGUGCUCGACCAAGAAAAACCAGCCAUGCUCUCUUUCUUCUGGGAGGGCAGACUUUUAUGUGUGACAAGUUGUACCUGGUGGACCAGAAAGCCAAAGAGAUCAUCCCCAAGGCUGACAUUCCUAGCCCCAGGAAGGAGUUCAGUGCCUGCGCCAUCGGCUGUAAAGUGUACAUCACUGGUGGAAGAGGCUCAGAGAACGGUGUGUCCAAAGACGUAUGGGUCUAUGACACUGUCCAUGAGGAAUGGUCGAAGGCGGCACCCAUGCUCAUCGCCAGGUUCGGCCACGGCUCUGCAGAGCUGAAACACUGCCUCUACGUGGUAGGAGGUCACACCGCAGCAACCGGUUGCCUCCCGGCCUCUCCGUCUGUAUCACUCAAACAGGUGGAACAGUUUGACCCAGUGGCGAACAAGUGGACCAUGGUGGCUCCUUUGAGAGAAGGUGUGAGCAAUGCAGCGGUGGUCAGCGUCAAGCUCAAGCUCUUUGCCUUUGGAGGAACCAGCGUCACCCACGACAAGCUGCCCAAGGUGCAGUGCUACGAUCCGCAGGAGAACCGAUGGACUGUGCCUGCCUCCUGCCCACAGCCGUGGCGCUACACAGCCGCUGCCGUGCUGGGAAAUCAGAUCUUUGUCAUGGGUGGGGACACCGAGUUCUCAGCUUGCUCGGCUUAUAAGUUCAGCAGUGAGAGCUACCAGUGGACUAAAGUGGGUGACGUGACAGCCAAGCGGAUGAGCUGCCAGGCUGUGGCGUCGGGGAACAAACUGUAUGUAGUGGGUGGGUACUUUGGCACACAGCGGUGUAAAACUCUGGACUGCUAUGACCCCACGCUUGAUGCUUGGAACAGCAUCACUACUGUGCCAUACUCACUCAUUCCCACUGCUUUCGUCAGCACCUGGAAACAUCUGCCUGCUUGAGCCCUACAACCCUCUACCUGCACCCUUUCCAUGAGAUAUCCCUGUUUUUGCAUCAUCUACUGGACUCCAACUGUGAAGAAGAAGCACACCUCAUCUUCCUCUGAAAAAGAGACACUGAGCAGUGAUGUACAGACACCCCGCAUUCAUCUCGAUGUCGCAAAGAUGCAAGAACCAGAAACACAGUACAGCUGGACACUUUACCGGAAUGAUGUCAUCUCCCAUUUCUGAGAAGGAAGCUGAGACAUUGCAGUGCAGUCGCUCCCCCCGCAAAUAAACCAAACAAACCGCUGCUUGUUACAUGAGGCGCAAACUCCAAUCUUGUGUACGUCUGGCAUAUCGGUGCACAACCUGCAUUCUUUCCAUUUAGUCAUGACGGCUUGUGAGGAUCUGUAUUGAUGUUUUUUCUUUAUGAUAAAUAAGAAGAAAAAAAAAAAACUCUUUUCAUGGAGACUACAAUGUAUAGCAUGAUGGAUGUUCUACUUAGAUUGGGGGAGGGAGAAAGCAAUGAUCGGUGUGCCAAAGAACAGAACUCAGUUUGACUGAGUACAGUUGAUUUCUAAAAAGGCACAAUGAAGGAGCAAAUCUCCCCCCUUCUCUCUUCUAAUAAGCUCUUUUGUUUGACCCCUUGUAUUCUUUUUUUUCUCCCCUUCUUCUUUCAAAGACGUGCUUCUAGCAGCUCUGGCACCGAAACAAACCUUUGAGUGUUCCUCUCAUGAAGGCUUUGGCAGUUUGCUGUCACUGCAAGCCACGAGGUGUUGACGACCAGCACCAGCUGAGGUGGAGGAGGAGGAUUGAGGCGGUGGGGGGAUCUGUGCGUGGCAAGGGAUGGGUCGAGGUGCCUCGGGGUCGCGACCUUACAUGUUUGCUGUUUUGCAGCUACGCAUUAACGCCUGCUGAGCGCCGUUUAACUAAGCCGCCGUACACAGGGGCCGGUAUUCAGUGUCUGGAUUCGGCACUGAUGCAUUCAGCGGUACAUUUAGCGCCGUAAAAGAUCUGGCUGUGCUUCUGUUCUUCUGAUAAAAGCACGCUUGCUGAGUCAUAGCUGAACCCUUUUUAGAGCAUGUCCACUCAUAGUGAUGCAGUAAAACUGGCAUGAACUCUUCUCUGUGCUCACAGAAAUCUCGUCACCUUAACCUAAACUGAGAAUUAACCAGUUUCUUGUUAAACUUGCUGCAAUGUAGUCUUAAUUUAUAUGACAAUGAUUACUCUGUUAUGUUAAUAUGUUUAAUCCUAUUUAUUUCUUCUCUGCCUGCAUUCUCAUGUGAAUGUAUGUUUGGGUUAUGUCAUGCAUGGCCAGGUGUUGUUGUGUUUUAUUUUUCAAUCUCAGUUGGGCUGCAUUUUGCACAGUUCAGUCUUUUCCCAGGAGGAGCUUGUUCUUUUAAAAGAGACAGAGGUUCACCUCUCCCAGGGUUUCCAUUUAUGUAUGCAUUUGGAUGGAAGAGGAUGUACGGCUCAGAUUACUGAUGGUGUGACGCAGUUUAGGCCACAGGGUCGCUGCCCGAAUAAGAAGACUGAAUUGGGUUGAAAGAAAUAUUCAUUUUACACUCUAACCUGAGUCUUAAAUCGUCCUAACUCCACAAACAAAACAGAUAAAUGAACCAUAAACAAAAAUUAAGACUGCUGGAACAAUGCAGUAUGUGACCCAAGUAACUAUCAGGGACGUCACAGAGUAACCCUGACAUGGUUAAGAAUGUGACCGUCUUUGCAGCUGUCCUUGGGACAGCUGGAGGACCGUCACAUGUGUUAACUUGGCUCCUCAGGGUGUGAACUCGCAGUCUUCUUCACAAACAGGUUGAGAAAGAGUUGAAUCCAGUAAGCUGUGCAUUGAUAAGGGCAGACACCGCAGUGCUUUUCACCAUCGUGUCAAUGAUGCACGUAAAAAAA
Messenger RNA from Larimichthys crocea (large yellow croaker), 4008 nucleotides. It is a transcript of the gene enc1, whose product is annotated as ectodermal-neural cortex 1. Gene Ontology annotation, cellular component: cytoplasm; Cul3-RING ubiquitin ligase complex. NCBI's taxonomy places the organism in Eukaryota, Metazoa, Chordata, Actinopteri, Sciaenidae. Gene Ontology annotation, molecular function: protein binding. Bases 349 to 2124 code for a protein of 591 amino acids. The record is from RefSeq and is a predicted model, not a curated record. The transcript is spliced from 3 exons. Gene Ontology annotation, biological process: ubiquitin-dependent protein catabolic process.